AUGGUAUUCUUGCUGUUACUUUCGGCUUGUUUCUCGUCGACGUUGGCGACAAUUAAAUGUCGUACGAGUCAGGGUGGCAUAUUUGCGGAAUGUUAUACUGGAUGGUGCAAGACGUUUAUUAAUACGGAGGGAAAGAUGGAACUUGGCUGCGAUAUCGGUGGUGACUGCGCGAAACUUAUGGGCCCAUAUUCGCAACAACAUCAGGCCCUCGAAGACCGUUGUCGCAGCUUUUCCGGCCGCACGUUUUGCUGCUGUAAUUACGACCUAUGCAACGUGGUCCCCAACGGCAGUCCCACCGCCACGGCCCCCAUUUUUGGUCUGAUGUUAUUGAUAUAUUCACUAUGG
Molecule: messenger RNA, 345 nt
Organism: Mesorhabditis spiculigera
Lineage: Eukaryota; Metazoa; Nematoda; Chromadorea; Rhabditida; Rhabditidae
Source: the annotation of a GenBank genome assembly